AUGCUCUUGACUGCAGGCCAUGUCGUUCGACAUGAUGGCAAAAAAGACCACAUCGACCGUGCCUAUCGAAUCGAAGCGCGCAUCGGCUAUCAUCUUCAAGAAUGGUCGGAGGGGCAAAACGUUGAAGUUUGUGAGGGUAUCGGAGUUGUAAUACUCCAUGCAUGGGAGACGAGCGGAUGGGAAUGGCUUCACGACUUGGCUUUGAUCAAGCUCAAAAGCCCAUUUGUAGAUCUCGUCCCGGCCUUCUACAGUGCACCACCACCAGGGAAGUUUGAGGUAUCCGUUUUUGGUUUCCCUUCUGAGAAGCAAGAGAAAGUGGGCGACAGUUGUCCAGCCGGAAAGUGUAGCUGUAUGCACAGAGUACAGGGUUCUGCUACAAUCAAUGAGAGCACCGAGAUAUUGGAGUACAAAAUCUCGACUGCUACUGGUAGUUCCGGAGGCCCACUCGUUCCGACCAAUGAUCCGGAUAGGAUCGUCGCUACUCACAGCAACGGCAUCGAAGAUACCCAGACCAACUACGGUGUACCGGUCAAUAUUGAGUUCAUCAACGCGGGUAUGAAAAUCCUUAGGGAGAAUUCUCUAGCACGCGAGCCACGUACUUUCCCCAUGCCAAGUACCGCGGACAUUGGGGGAACGAGCGAGAAAGUGAGGCGUCUCAAAAGAAGCACGAUGGCGAUGGCAGUGGAUACCAAACGUGAGAAAGACUGCAUAGUACUACAGAUGGGGAAGAAGCCCGGCAAGUUGCUCCUUCUGAUAUAUGGUAUAUAUCGUGUCCUCCUUAUUGGAUGA
Molecule: messenger RNA, 789 nt
Organism: Alternaria atra
Lineage: Eukaryota; Fungi; Ascomycota; Dothideomycetes; Pleosporales; Pleosporaceae
Exons: 2
Coding region: 1-789 (262 amino acids)
Biological process (GO): proteolysis
Molecular function (GO): serine-type endopeptidase activity
Source: RefSeq, a predicted model, not a curated record